Messenger RNA from Leucoraja erinaceus (little skate), 9613 nucleotides. Its product is annotated as lactase/phlorizin hydrolase-like. The record is from RefSeq and is a predicted model, not a curated record. Bases 3233 to 8152 code for a protein of 1639 amino acids. Lineage: Eukaryota; Metazoa; Chordata; Chondrichthyes; Rajiformes; Rajidae. Gene Ontology annotation, molecular function: lactase activity. The transcript has 12 exons. Gene Ontology annotation, biological process: carbohydrate metabolic process.
CAACAAAAUAGAGAGAGUACAGAGGAGAUUUACUAGAAUGUUGCCUGGGUUUCAGCAACUAAGUUACAGAGAAAGGUUGAACAAGUUAGGGCUUUAUUCUUUGGAGAGCAGAAUGUUAAGGGGGGACUUGAUAGAGGUUUUUAAAAUGAUGAGAGGGAUAGACAGAGUUGACGUGGAUAAGCUUUUCCCACUGAGAGUAGGGAAGAUUCAAACAAGGGGACAUGACUUGAAAAUUAAGGGACAGAAGUUUAGGGGUAACAUGAGGGGCAACUUCUUUACUCAGAGAGUGGUGGCUGUGUGGAAUGAGCUUCCAGUGAAGGUGGUGGAGGCAGGUUCGUUUUUAUCAUUUAAAAAUAAAUUGGAUGGUUAUAUGGACGGGAAAGGAAUGGAGGGUUAUGGUCUGAGUGCAGGUAUAUGGGACUAGGGGAGAUUACGUGUUCGGCACGGACUAGAAGGGUCGGGAUGGCCUGUUUCCGUGCUGUCAUUGUUAUAUGGUUAUAUGGUUAUGUCAAACAAAAUGGAAAAAAUCUAAAAUCAAUUGAAAUUUACUUUUAAAAAUUAAAGCUUUGAAGACUUAAAAGUGAAAAGUCAUGAAUUAUUGCUACUACAGUUUAAAAGCCAUGCUCACUGAGAUGCAGUAAACAUUUUUAAUCUAUGGAUCAUAUUUAGCACCCACUUAAUAUGUGAUUCUUUGGACUUGAACAUCAUUAAUGUGUGGCAGCUGAUCAUAUACUUUUGCUCUUUCAGACAGACACUUCAGGAAAUGAAAACUCAAAAACAAAAAAUGAUUCCUUACUGGAAAAUCUGAUGAAAAUAAAGGUAGAUGCUUAUUUAAUUAUUUUUGCACAAAUGAGCUAUGAAUCUCAUAUAUCUAAGGAAGUAUUUGAAAAUUAAUACUUAUUUGGCAUUAUAAACUAAACUAUUCGUUAAAAUAGUGAUUCACUUCAUGAUUAAAAAUCCAAAAGUAGUUACAUUUUUUUUUUUAAUGGUGGUCACAGUGGCACAGCGGUAGAGUUGCUGCCUUACAGCGAAUGCAGCGCCGGAGACCCGGGUUUGAUCCUGACUACGUGUUCUGUCUUUCCGUGACCUGUGUGGGUUUUCGCCGAGAUUUUCGGUUUCCUCACACACUCCAAAGAUGUACAGGUUUGUAUCUUAAUUGGCUUGGUAAAUGUAAAAAUUGUUCCUAGUGGGUGUAGGAUAGUGUUAUUGUGCGGGGAUUGUUGGUCAGCGUGGACUCGGUGGGCCGAAGGGCCUGUUUCUGCGCUGUAUCUCUAAAUUAAACUAAACUAAAAGAGCAUGGUUGGUUAUCACAAAUGUGCAUUUGUAUGGAACCACAUUCCUCUACUCCUGUAUCACCUACGAUACCUGGGAUAAAUGUAUGUAGUUUUACCAUUACUGACACAAGACCAAAUGUAACUUCUUUUCCUCUUUUGAAAAAAGAUGUGAUAUUUGAAAUCCCACAUUUGCUAGGUAAUUCACCCAUAUGCAAGGAAGAUUGAAGGAUUGAUCAGAGGAUCGUGUUUUUCCAUUCUAGUUUCCUAUAUUAGAUUAAUGACGGAGACAUGAUAUGGAUUGAUGACUUGUUCAUGUUAAGUGAUAAUGAUUUAUGUAUUAUCUCUUGGCCACUAAUAUUAUCCAAGUCACCAUCUCAAGUGCGUUAUUCUUCAACCGAAACAUUAAUUUCAUUCUGCUCCUUUGGAAAGACUAUUCAUUAAGUACUUUAGCUAUCUACGUUCUUUAUCUUCACAGAACGAUUUUCCUUUUUGUCUUUACACUGCAUACUUGUUGUUUUAAUUAUAGUUUUUAGUUUAGUUUAUUUUAGUUUAAUUUAAUUCAGUUUAGAGAUGCAGCAAGAAAACAGGAUCUUGGUCCCACUAUAUACACACUGACCAUCCGACUUGUUCUGGUCUACUCACAAUGUGGCUUCCUCCCCAUCAGAGAAACCAAGUGUAGAUUAGAAGACCAUUUCACACCACAUGUGCUUUCUGUGUGCAACAGCCACCUCGCAUUUCUACUUGCAUGUCAUUUCAACUAUCCUUUGCAAUCCCACACUCACCUGUCUGACCUUGGCCUUUUCUCACACUCCCUUGUCCACCUAGUUGUUUUUCUCCCAUUUUUUCUCCCAUUGUUUGUCUUUUGUUUCCCAUUCCCCUCGCCCACUUAGUUCCAUAUGCACAUCAUCCCCUUCCCAUAGCGUUCCACCUACCACCUUACAACCUCUGGUCCACCCCUCUCUAGCACUGUUAUAUACUGACAAUUUUUCCCCUUCUCUUCCCUCUCUGUCCUGAUGGAGGAUCUUGACCCAAAAUGUCGACAAACUUAUUUUCCUCCACAGAUGCUGCUUAGAACCAACCAUUCAUCAUUUGAAGCUGAAUUCAUUUUUGUAAGCAAUAGAAACAAUAAGGCAUGUUUUUAUUUUGCAGAGCAUCAACAGCUCUUUACAGAUCUUGGUCUAUAGAUUAGACUUUUCACAAUGCACUGUCUCAAACAGCAGAGAGCAUGUUAGAUCUGCACUGACUGAAAUUGUGAGAGGUACGUGACAAAUCAUCGAAUUCUGAACACCAUUCAGACCUUAUCCAUGACCACAUAAACCGCCCCCAACUUAACAAUGCCAAUUCAUCCUACUGAACAAUCGCACACUGCUCUAAUUGGACACAUAUUAUGUUAUGGUAAUUCAACUUAUCUCAAGAGUCAAGAAUGUUUAAUUGUCAUAUGUACCAACAACAGAACAAUAAAAUUCUUACUUGCAGCAGCUUAACAUGCCUGUGAACUCAACAACACAGAUAACAAUCAAAAUUCAAUAAAUCAAUAACCAUAACAUACAUGCAAAAAAGCAAAGUCCAUAUAGUGCAAACAAGGACAUGGUCCUGUUCUAUUGUUAAAUUAUACAGUUGUGUAAUGUUCAAGACCCUCAUGGGUGCUGGGAAGAAGCUACGCUUGAACCUGGGGGUCAUGGUUCUCGGGCUCCUCUCCCUACUUCCUAGUGGUGGUAACGAAAUGAGAGGGUGGCCAGGGUGGUGUAUGUCUUUGAUGAUUAAAGAAAUGUUAUGCUUUCUGGUAAGUUUCACCCUGUACCCCUGGAUCCAGGCAGUUUUCCACCAAUACAAUACAAUACAAGCACAAUAGAUAUCAAUGUUAAUAAAAAAUAUUAUUUUUAUCUUAGUAUGUUACCGUAUGUUCAGAGUUUAGAAUAAUUUUGCUCUGUUGAUUUUUCUUAUUGGCAGCUGUGACCAUGAAUGAGGUUCCAAUUGUUGGCUGUGAUGCCAAUUACUUUUUGGACAGUUUACCAUUGUAUUAUCAAACAGGCACCUCAGAUAAAGAAAGUACCUCUUCACCAAUGGAAGAUGGGGUUAAACUUCAGCAUGUUGAACAACCGAAUGAAGUCAAACUUCCCACAGCAUCUGGUCUUACAUCCUAUCAAACUGUAUUGCAGAAGUUUUCAAACCAAUUUGCAGCAGAGAGGGAUUCCUUUUUGUACGGCACGUUCCCCAGUGGCUUUCUUUGGAGCACAGCUACAGCCUCAUUUAAAAUCGAAGGAGGUUGGGCUGAACAGGGGAAAGGAGAAAGUAUUUGGGACAAGUUUGCUCACGAGGGAAAGAUAGAAAGAAACCAAACUGCAGAUGUUGCCUGCGACAGUUUCAAUAAAAUUGAUUAUGAUGUUUAUUUGAUGAGAGGUUUACGAGUUAACACUUACAAGUUUUCCCUGUCAUGGCCGAGAAUUUUUCCAACCGGCUAUCGUGCCAAACUGAACCAAGAUGGAGUGGACUAUUACAAUAAAUUAAUUGAUAGUCUUCUGGAGUCCAAUAUUCAACCGAUGGUGACACUAUAUCACUGGGAUCUUCCUCAGUCUUUGCAAGAUAUUGGUGGUUGGCAGAAUGAAAGUGUAAUAGAUAUUUUUGCUGACUAUGCAGAUUUUUGUUUCGCCACCUUUGGAGACCGUGUGAAAUACUGGAUCACAUUUAAUGAGCCCUGGGUUGUUAGUUAUGCUGGAUAUGGCACAGGGCAGCAUGCACCUGGAAUCAGUGAUCUAAAUACUGCAGUCUACAAGGUUGGCCACGGCAUAAUCAAAGCCCAUGCCAAAGCUUGGCACAUGUAUGACAAAAACUACCGUUCUCGACAACAUGGUCAAUUAGGAAUAGCAUUAAAUUCAGACUGGGUCGAGCCUUCCACUCAAAAUCCAACAGAAGUUUCAACAGCUGAUCGUUACCUGCAAUUUAUGCUGGGCUGGUUUGCUCAUCCCAUCUUCGUUAAUGGUGAUUAUCCGGCAGCCUUAAAAAAACAGAUAGAAAAAUAUAAUCAGGAAUGCUCAUCACUUCCUGUCCAACUGCCAUCGUUUACGGAAAAGGAGAAAAAUUACAUUAAUGGAACUUCAGAUUUCUUUGGCCUCAGUCACUAUACCUCUCGACUGAUCAAUUCUACCACAAAUAACACAUGUGCUUCAAACUACAAUCGUAUUGGGGAUUUUUCCCCGCAUGUACACCCAUCAUGGCCACCGACUGCAUCUCCAUGGAUAUAUAUCGUUCCAUGGGGACUGCGACGGCUGUUAAAUUUUGUUAGACAUGAAUAUAUAGGUACAAAUAUUCCAAUUUAUAUAACAGGACAUGGAGUACCAACUGAUGGCAAUGAUUUUAUAAAUGAUACCUUAAGAACAGAGACAUCUGCUGCCUACAUUAAUGAGGCAUUGAAGGCUUUCAUUUUGGAUGGGAUUGAUGUAAGAGCAUUUACACAAUGGUCACUAAUGGACAACUUUGAAGGUCCACAAGGAUACAGCCAUAGAUUUGGACUUCAUUAUGUGAAUUUUGAAGAUUCCAACCGACCUAGAACUCCAAAGGAAUCUGCAUAUUUUUACACACAGAUCAUUGAGAAUAAUGGCUUUGUUAACAGUUCCUCGAACAAUUCAGUUCAGAGCCUCACUCUCAACAAGAUUAAAAGGCUGACAGAUUUACCAGCAUCAGAAGUGCCAUCAAAGGCUAAAGUUGUCUGGGAAAAGUUUUCAAAUCAGGAUGAAAUGGAAAGGGACAACUUUUUACAUGACACCUUCUCAGAAGAAUUUGGAUGGGGUGUCUCCACUUCAGCGUACCAAAUUGAAGGAGGGUGGAAUGCUGAUGGAAAAGGACCUAGUAUAUGGGACAAUUUCACCCAUAAUCUUAACAUCCAGAAUGGUGAUAUUACAUGUGACAGUUACAAUAAAAUUGAUGAAGAUCUUUAUAUGCUUCGAGCAUUGAGGGUUAAAAACUACCAUUUUUCUGUUUCAUGGUCUCGAAUUUUCCCCAAUGGGAGACAGGAGUCAUUGAAUCCUUUGGGGGUUGAUUAUUACAAUAAACUGAUCAACAAUCUUCUUGCAAGCAACAUAACACCAAUGGUAACACUUUACCACUGGGAUAUCCCUCAAGCACUUCAAGAUAUUGGAGGCUGGGAGAAUGAAGAACUGAUUGACUUAUUUAAUGCAUUUGCUGAUUACUGUUUCAUAACAUUUGGAGAUAGAGUUAAGUUCUGGAUAACAUUUAGUGAGCCCUCUGUGUUUAGCUGGAAAGGAUAUGGUACAGGUGCCUUUCCCCCUUCUUUAAAAAAGCCCGGUGAUCUUCCAUACAGAGUGGCACACGUGUUGUUGAAGGCUCACGCCAAGGUUUUUCACACCUAUGAUGAUAAAUAUAGGAGCACGCAAAAGGGCUUAAUUUCUAUUAGCCUUAAUGCAGAUUGGGUGGAACCAAAGGUAACUAAUGACCUCAGAGACGUGGCUGCAGCUGAUCGCUACUUGCAGUUUACGCUGGGCUGGUUCGCGCAUCCGAUUUUUAAAAAUGGUGAUUAUCCUGAGGCGAUGAAAUGGGCGGUUGGAAACAAGAGUGAAUUGCAACACCUACCAACAUCACGCCUUCCUCAAUUUACAGAGAAGGAAAAAACUUAUAUCCGUGGUUCUGCAGAUGUUUUGUGCAUCAAUACGUACACCACAAAGAUUGUUAGUCAUCAGAUCAACAAACUUAAAACCUUUUCUUAUGAACACGACAGGGACACAGACGAACAAUUUGACCAGAGUUGGCCAACUACAUCUGACAAGAAUUUUAGGGCUGUAGCCUGGGGCCUGAGGAGACUACUGAACUGGAUCAAAGAAGAAUAUAAUAAUCCUCCCAUUUAUGUAACGGAAAAUGGAGUAGCUACUAAAUCAUCUUCGAGUGUGGACGAUACAGAUAGGAUAUUCUACUACAAGACAUACAUCAACGAAGCACUGAAAGCUUACAAGUUGGACCAUGUUAAUCUUAAAGGCUAUGCUGCCAGAUCCCUCAUGGACAGCUUUGAAUGGGUCAAUGAAUACAGUUUACAAUUUGGACUACAUCAUGUAAACUUCAAAGAUCCUAACAGGCAAAGAACUCCCAAGCGAUCAGCGCACUAUUAUGCAGAAAUAAUUAAUGACAAUGGUUUCCCAAGACAGAAAGAUGAUGAAUUUCUUCAUGGUGAAUUUCCAAAGAACUUUGCUUGGAGUGCUGCCACUGCUGCCUAUCAGAUUGAAGGAGCUUGGAGAGCUGAUGGCAAAGGACUUAGCAUAUGGGACACAUUUUCUCAUACUCCAUUGAAAGUUGGUAACAGCGAUACAGGAGAUAUAGCAUGUGACAGCUAUCACAAGAUUGAAGAGGAUGUGGCUAUUCUCAAAGAACUGAAAGUCAACCAUUACCGUUUCUCCCUAUCAUGGCCUCGCAUUCUCCCUGAUGGAACCACACGUUUUGUUAAUGAGGUUGGAUUGAACUACUAUAUAAAGUUUAUUGAUGCUCUCCUUAAAGCUAACAUCAAGCCCCAGGUUACACUUUAUCACUGGGAUUUGCCUCAAGCACUCCAAGAUGUUGGUGGCUGGGAGAAUAGCAGCACAAUUGACCGCUUUGUAGAGUAUGCUCAUUUCUGUUUUCAGAAAUUAGGUGACAAGGUGAAGUUCUGGAUAACCCUAAAUGAGCCUUACAAUACAGCACUUCUUGGUUAUGGCUAUGGUACCGCUGCACCAGGAAUUGGUACAAGAUUGGGCACGGCUCCUUAUGUUGUUGCUCACAAUCUAAUCAAAGCCCACGCUGAAGUUUGGCAUUUGUACAAUGAAACAUACAGGUCACAACAGCAUGGUCUGAUCUCCAUAACAAUAAACUCUGACUGGGUUGAACCACGGAAUCCAUACAAACAAGAAGAUGUUGAUGCAGCAAAUAGACAUUUAAUGUUUUAUGGUGGAUGGUUUGCAUUUCCAAUUUUUAAAAAUGGUGACUACAAUGAGGUAAUGAAAACACGUGUGAGAAAGAUGAGCUUGGCUCAAGGACUGACCAAGUCUCGGCUCCCUGAAUUCACAGAAUCUGAAAAAAAGAAAAUUAAAGGGACCUAUGAUUUUAUGGGAUUUAACCACUACACCACUGUGUUGGCUUUCAAUGUCAAUUUUGGAAAUUUUAUCCCGAUGUAUGAUGCUGACAGAGGAACUGGGACAACCGUAGAUCGCACCUGGCUUAGAUCCGGGUCUUUCUGGCUGAAAGUAACUCCAUGGGGUUAUAGGAAAAUUCUUAACUGGAUCAAAAAAGAGUUCAACAAUCCUCCGAUUUAUCUAACAGAAAAUGGCAUUUCAGAGCAUGGAGAUAAAGGGCUCAAUGAUGUCUGGAGAAUCAAUUAUCAUCGGAGUUACAUAAAUGAAGUUUUAAAAGCUAUUAAACUUGAUGGAGUCGAUGUACGGGGCUACACAGCAUGGUCACUGAUGGACAACUUUGAAUGGGCUGUAGGUUACGCUGACAGAUUUGGAUUAUUCUAUGUAAAUUACACAGACCCUUCUUUGCCUCGCAUUCCGAAAGCAUCAACCAAAUUUUAUUCUACAAUUAUACAUUGUAAUGGCUUUCCUGAUCCGGCUUUAGGGCCACACAAAUGUCUGCAAUCAGAGGCUACCACCACAGAACCAUCAACAGUGAAAACCACUCCGACUGGCUUGACAUCUGGUGCACAGGUUUAUUUCCUAGGAUUAGAAAUUUCUAGUCUGGAUGCAACAAGUGCUCUGUAUACUUUGUUCAUUAUUUCAAUAAUUGCUGUUGUGUUAUUGGCUAUCUUUGCAUAUAAAAUUUGGAAAAAUGGAAGAUCAAGGAAAUAUCUGGAUUCAGCCUCGGACACGAUGAAUUUGUCAGGAAAUCAAAACACUAGGAUUUGAAGCAAUCAUUAACAAAGAAUUUCCAUGGUGUCACCCAACUCACACCAUCAUUUCAGUGUAAAAAUAUUGUGUAUGCUUUGCUCUUAUUUGUUACUAAUCAUAGUUGCACGGUAAAAUGUCAUAUUUUAGUAAUUGAAAGCUCAGGAGGAAUGAUUGUUUAAGCUUCUUCUGCAGGGUUUCACUAAAAAGCCCUAUUGAGAUAGUGGGAGAAUCCACACUGACAUUCAGGAGGAAUGUGUUUGGUCUUCACUGAAUUUUCAUUGAUAUCGUUAUUAGUUUAAGAUGUUUUUAUUAGGAGCAGCAUAGCAGAUAAUUUAGGAUUGUCACCCUUCCAGCUAUAUCCUGUCAUCGCCAGUAAUUAAUGCUGUGAACACCUGGCAGAAACCUGUUUCCUUUCAUUUUCUUUGAACAAUUUCUUUUGAAUAAUUAUAAAAAUGUAGCAUGCGGAAAAAUUACGCAGUAACAGGCCAUCCAACUAGCUUGUGGGCUGAGAUGUCGAGAAAUGUAUCCAAUUGGAACUAACAACCGGAACUUCAUUUAAUCCACAGGACCAGAUCUGUUUUUAUUAAAAGUUUAUAAUCAACGUCUCAGAUUUUUACUUUGAAUGCAAUGGAAAUGAUUUUCAUCCAUGUAUAAAAUUAUGCUAUUCUAGUUUGUACAAAUUUCAAAUUUACAAUGUGACACAGCGCCAGAGACCCUCAUUUGAUCCUGACUUUGGUGCUGUCUGUGUGAAUUUUACAUUCUCUACAUGACCGUGUGGAUUUCCUCUGGGUACCCCCACUUUGGCCCAAGUGUGUAGGGAGUAGAUGAGAAACUAGGAUACCAUUGAACAAGUAUGAACUGGUGAUUGUUAAUCGUUAUGAACUAAGUGGGUCCAAAGAGCUUGUUUCCAUGCUGUAUCUCUAAACUAAACUACAAUUUGUCUGAAUCUCCCCAUCUAAUAGUGUGUGAUUUUUCCUACUAAAUCAUACUUGAACCAUGAAGCAUACCAGGUGCAAACCCAUGAACUGCAUAGAUGACUGCAAGUAGAUAAGGAUAUUUUUGUGAAGUUCAAUUAGUGACAACUGGGAGAAUGUCAGAGAGAAAUGAUUUGAAAACUCUUAGAGAACAAGAGUAUAUCUCAGCUCAUACAAACCUUUGCUAAGUCCAAAAAAGUAUAGGAUUAAUAAAUGAACAAGUAAAAGUUAAAUGGACCUAUGGAUGUAUUCAUCUGUUUUGAAGCAAAAUCAACACAAUCAAACACUUGACUUUUUCUCAGAAUAGUGUAAAAGUUUAGAAUAGAUGUAUGCAAUGUGUCAUUAUAUGCAACAGUCUGUCAUUGAGCAAAGCAGCACCACUGCAAGAUGUGUGAGAAGGAACUGCAGAUGCUGGUUUAAACUGAAGAUACACAAAAAGCUGAGGUAACUUAGGCAGCAUAUCUGGAGAUUUCAGGUUGAGACCCUUCUUCAGACUGCAAGAUUG